This is a messenger RNA of Lepisosteus oculatus (spotted gar), 1104 nucleotides long. It is a transcript of the gene hmgb2a, whose product is annotated as high mobility group box 2a. Lineage: Eukaryota; Metazoa; Chordata; Actinopteri; Semionotiformes; Lepisosteidae. Gene Ontology annotation, cellular component: nucleus. The record is from RefSeq and is a predicted model, not a curated record. Gene Ontology annotation, molecular function: DNA binding, bending. Gene Ontology annotation, biological process: regulation of transcription by RNA polymerase II.
CUCGGGCAGAGUUGAUCAAGUUUGUGUGGCCGGUGCGCUCCUGAAAAAACACUGCGUACAAGUAGAAAGUGCACAGUCUACAAGCAAGUUGUGUUGGUGACUGAGACAAAUCCUACCAUCAUGGGCAAAGGAGAUCCCAAUAAGCCGAGGGGGAAGAUGUCCUCCUACGCGUACUUCGUGCAGACGUGCCGGGAAGAGCACAAGAAGAAGCACCCGGACACGUCGGUGAACUUCUCCGAGUUCUCCAAGAAGUGCUCGGAAAGGUGGAAGACCAUGUCUGGGAAGGAGAAAUCAAAGUUUGAAGACCUGGCGAAGACUGACAAGGUCCGUUACGAGCGCGAGAUGAAGACCUAUAUCCCACCUAAAGGUGAAAAGGGUGGCAAGAAGAAGAAGGACCCAAAUGCUCCUAAACGCCCACCGUCGGCAUUCUUCCUUUUCUGCUCUGAGCAUCGUCCAAAAAUCAAGGGCGAGAAUCCUGGUAUUUCCAUUGGUGACAUUGCAAAGAAACUGGGGGACAUGUGGUCCAAGCAGUCGUCCAAAGACAAGGUUCCCUUCGAACAGAAGGCAGCAAAACUGAAGGAGAAGUAUGAAAAGGAUGUUGCUGCAUACCGUGCCAAGGGCAAAGGAGAUGCUGGCAAGAAAGGACCGGGCAGGCCAGCUGCAACCAAAAAGAAAGCUGAGCCCGAGCUGGAUGACGACGACGAAGAGGAGGACGAGGAGGAGGAAGAAGACGAAGAGGACGAUGAUGAUGAUGAUGAUGAGUAAUGUCUGUUCAACCUGGAGGUUUAAGCUGGAAUUUACAAAACAAGAAUGUGAACUUGAAUGCAGCUUAACAUUAGUAUUGGGUUUUCUUAAAACAUGUACAGAAAUGUGUAUAGCUGUAAUACAUAUUAGGGUCAUGUGCUGUUUUGUAAUGAAAGUAGUAGCUGAUCCUUGAAGCACUGCUUUUUUUGUUUUGGAUAGGGUGUGAUUCUGGUAUGUUUCCACUGCCAUUUUAUAAACAAUUUUAUGUAGUAAAUGCAGUAUAAUGUUUUUUACAUGGGACUUAAAACUUUGUUCUAACUGUGUAGAUUGCAAUUUUUUAUAAUAAAAUUUUGUAUAUUA